AUGCGCACGUUCAAGAGUGGGUGGGGUGGUGUGAAGGGAAGUGGGUUGUUGUCCGUGUUAACGCGUUUGGAUGGUAGCCGCCCGGGUGUGGAAGGAUGUGUUGCGCGUAUAGUGCGACUUAAGGUGGAAAGUGGUGAGUUGACGGCAUUGGCGCUGGGUCCUAGAGAGGAGUUUGAGUUGACGCGGUUUACCGAUGAGGGUAAGGCGUAUACUGUGCAGAAAGGGCCUUGGUGUUACGACUGCUUUGAGAGUUGGAAUCGGAUGAUGGUGUUGCGACCGGAGGAUGGGUCUACGACUGACGCGGAGGUGACGCUUCUCCGUGCAUGGAAAACACGGUUGUCUCACGAGCCGCCCGGGGCGGUGAAGGCGCUGUUUGCCGAGAUCUUUGGCGAAAGCUUGCACGAGUUGCGUGACCCCCGCAGCGACCCGGACUUCGGAAUACAUGGGUACGAAGUGUAUCCUCUUGUUAGGGGUGUGGAUGGGAUCGUCGUGCUCGAGACGCGGCUGCUAUACCGGUCGGAGUUGAAAGAAUUACUCCAACGGGUUCCCAAGGACUGGAGACCGGUCAUGCGAAAGUCUGUGGGCUCACGACCACGUGACCCAGCAGUCGUGAAGGCCGCCAAGAAAACAUUGAAACGACGGGCGUACACAGCCAUGGGCGUACUCGCCACGCUGGGUAUGAUUGGAUUCGGGGCUUACUGGUUCUGGCCGGAGAAACGGGACAGGCUGCCGGGAGACGGUCUGAUAUGGCCGGGAGGAACGGAGGCCUGCCCCCAGCUAGGCGCCAACCGGACCGCUGUCUGGUUCUCCGGUGAACCCAUGCUCAUCUCAACCUGUGGCAGCGGCACCAUCGUCUGCGGCAACGGUUCCAGCAGCACAGAGUGCAGCGAAUUCGGUAAUCCCUGGCCCGUCUCCUACCCCUCGAUCUGGAACACCGUUCAUGAGAUUCCACACGAAAAAUGCGAAGUGCUGUGCCGUAGCCCCCAAGAAGUAGACAGCACACUUACCAUGCGACUGUUCCACCAUUUCUUGUUCCGUCCGCCAUUCAACAGGAUGUACGGCCCGCCAAUGUCGCCCGAGACGCAAGUCCAACACCUCCUCGAGGCAUUUACUCUCGACCCCAACUGCUCAGGCUCGGCCCCGUCGUGGCAAGAAAUUCGCAACCUCCCGAACUGCAAGUGCAACAUAGCCAAUGUAACCUGCGAGGUGAUGCCCCAACAAAACACAGCAAUGAUGCACAAUGCAACACUCACUGACUUGGAGGUUAACCUGGCAGCAGUAUCAGACUCAUUUGAUGAUUAUUCAAAAGAAGAUUACGCCACCAAGUCCUGCCAUUACGAAUGCCGCAAACUGAAUGCCGCAAACUGA
Molecule: messenger RNA, 1368 nt
Organism: Gregarina niphandrodes
Lineage: Eukaryota; Apicomplexa; Conoidasida; Eugregarinorida; Gregarinidae
Product: putative transmembrane protein
Exons: 1
Coding region: 1-1368 (455 amino acids)
Source: RefSeq, a predicted model, not a curated record